AUGAAGUUUGGGAGAUCGGCGUCUGUUGCAAAUGGAGCCACCUUAAUCCUCACUGCUCCCAGGUCCUCUCUCCCACAGAAGAGAGGUGGUAGCACCCUGAAGGGUCCCAUUCCUUAUUGCCUUAAUGAGGCGAUCUACUUCACCGUUCGCCCUCUUCACCCUCUCGACUACAGGCUGUCUUUCGCCAGUGAACACUCUCCGUCGCAACCUUGGUCCGCACUAGAACUCCCUAUACCUCGAAGCUGGUUGUAUGGGGUUGGUGGGUCUUGCGAGCAAAAUGUGAUCCCCGCCCUGAAGAGGGCCGUUUCUAAAGACCAGGUGAACCACUUCCUCCUCGCCCUGGCUGUCGGGACCCUGGCUGGAGAUGCCUUUAAUUGCACCUUCUGGCCCCCGAAAUUGGGCGCGGAAAGGGGGGCGCUAUUAAAUAUCACACAUUAUUACACAUCCUCACCCCAGGCCAUCAGCAUGGAAGCACCCCAAGGUAGCAACCCUACCCUCCUGCAUUCCUUCUACGGCUUCACUGCCCUCGGCGGCAUCGUCAUCUUCCUGUUCCUGGAGCGCUGUCACAACCUCUUCUGCGGGCACGGUCAUGGCCAUGGGCACAGUCAUGGCUUGGGGCUUGAUCUCAGCAAGAGUAAGGAGGACAUAGACAAAGAAACAGUUGGUACAACGACAACUCUUGAAGAUUCGGCCAGUCAGAUAACAGACAAGAUUGGAGAGAAGCUAUCAAAACAUUCCAAACACAAUUCCUUUAUCUAUGCAGAAAGCACCAUGACACUUGAAGCCCAGAACUGUUUCGAGGGUUGCAGCUCAAAUGUGAGUCCGAGUAGUGAUGCCAAUGGAAACAACGGUCCGAACAGAAGCCGAUUCGGAGAUGACCAGCAGCCAACCUUGCCUGAGAAGCAGGGCCUGGUCUCAUCAGGGGACAGGGACUCUGAGGUAGCAUCCAUUGACAAACAUGUGGCAAUGUGUGCAGAGAAGGAGAAGUUAGCCUGCAGUGCAUCAGAGAAGGAGAGCCUGGUCACGACACCAGCUGACAAGUCAGAGAUAGGAAGAGAACUCUCCCUAAUUCUGGACACCCCGUCAUCUGGGAGGCCAAAAGUCCUUCGGCAAAACAGCUCCAGCUUCAACAUGGUCUUACAGGAGUACCAUGUGGGCCAUCAUGGUCACUCCCACCACGGCCAUUCUCAUGUGACGGGUCGCAAGGAUUCUCUCCGAGCCAUGAUCCUGGUAGGCGAUGCUAUGCACACGUUCCUGGAUGGCAUGGCAAUAGGGGCAGCUUUCGGAACUAGCGUGACAGGGGGUGUGGCAACCUCCAUUGCCGUUUUAUGCCAUGAACUGCCACAUAAAGUUGGGGACUUCGCACUCCUCUUUGAGAUGGGAAUGCACCUGCAACAAGCGGUAAAGAUGAUGGCCCUCUUGUGGGUGUUGAGCUUGGCCGGUCUUCUUCUGGGGGUUAUGCUCGGCUCCAUCCCAACUGCGUCACCUUGGAUCUAUUCUUUCACGGCCGGAGUAUUUAUCUACCUGGCGCUUGUGGAUCUGCUUUCAGAGUUAUCAGUGCAGAGAGGAGAGAAGUUUGGUGUGGCAGGCCAGUUGCUCCUCCAAGGACUGGGCAUGCUCACAGGGGCCGUCAUCAUGCUCAUCAUCGCCAUCUACGAGCAUGACUUGGAGGACCUUCUCAGGGGCUCCUUUUAAAGGCACACUACAGUUAUGCAGCUAGUGUGGUGCUUAAACAUCACAUGAUGCAUCUUCCUCAAAUUUUUUUUGGAAUAAGAAAAGGAAAAGGUCUUACUUUUUGUUCUUGGCUUUUAUGAGUGGUUAUACUGGCAUUGGCAAAUGUGCUUGUGAGGUGUGAUAUUUACUGAUAGACUCACAGCGUUCAGAUGGAUGUUUUGCGUGACGAAGUUCGCUUGGAGAUUGUCUAAGCUUUCAAAUAUGACAAUAGUAAGUGUACAAUAACACUAAGCAGAUGAAAGGCUAAGGUUGUAUUUCUCUAAUGACAUAAGGAUUACCAGAUAAGGAAGUUUUCAAAGAUAUAAUUGUGAUAUAUAAACCCAGUGACUGCACAAAACUAUGUGAUCUAAACCCACAUAAGUGAGCCGAGCAAAAACUCCUCUCGCUGAAUUCCAAGUGAGGAACCUAUGCUGGAUCCAAGGCUUUCGGGUCGGACUCCAAACAGCCGGCAGAUCCAAAAGUCUAUAGAUACAUGCUGAGCUUUUGUUGAAGAUAAAGUGAGUGCAAUCUGUUCUUCGUGAAAAAGCAACAAACACUAAUGCAGCUCUUCCUGGAUCAUGAAAAGUGACUCUUCAUCUUCGCUUAAACUUUCGAUGUGGCUUUUCAUUUAGGUGAAUAUGUAAGGACAAGCAUUAUAAAGCCAUACAUAGUUUAAAUGUGUAGAUUAUGGAGAUAUUCAUCAUCACAUCACUGUAGAGACGGAUUCCUUUUUUCAAGUUAGUGAUUCUCUUUUUAGAGGUGGGAGGGCAGGCUACAGUCUCUAGGUAAAGUUUAUAGAGCUUUCGGGGGUUGGGGGAUGGGCGAAUGGUGUGGAAAAAAAUGAAAAAAACAGAACAAAAAACUUGCCUUACAGUAACCGGAGUCAUGAGAUUGGAAUGACGAGUUCCUAUGGUUCUGCUCAUAAUUUUUUUUUCUCUCUCUCAAUCCAUAUAUAUAUAUAUUUUUUCUCUCUUCAUUGUAUACUGGGCUUAUUGUCUGGAAAAUGGCUUGACCAAUGAUAAAAAAAAAGGGAUGAAUACCAUGUAUACUGAUGAAAUGAAACCGAAAAUGCCAUGGGAUGCAAUAAUGAUAAUGGUAAAAAAGUUUAAAAGAUUAAAAAUCAUAGACAUUUGGUAGAGGAAGAAACAGGGUUUACAGCAGUGAUAAAUUUUUAUUAUCAGUGUAAGUUUCAUUUGUGUAAUAAUUAACCAUGGCUAAUGAUACUUCAAAAGCGUUUACCUUAUCAUAAUACGAGAGAAAACUAACUUGUCUUAGAUGAAUAAUAUAACCAUAAGAUGUUAAAGAACAAUUUUAUACAUUAUUCCCCUCCUCCUCCUCCCCUUGAUAAUAAAGUUACAUUUUCUCACAUUUUGCAGAGAAUGUAGGGGCCACUCCUUGUAUAUUAGCCUAAUCUUGAAUUUAGUACAUCUAAUUUAAGGUAAAUCCCAUUUGGAUGCAUAUUUCAUGCCCAUUGAAUUAUCAGGUAUCAAUAUGGUAUUGUGCUCUUUCCUCAUGAUUCAUGCAUAUUAAAGUUGAAAAGUAUUUAAGAUAAUAAUGCAUUCAUACACAUGACAAAAUGACAAGUUACAAAAAACGGAAAGUUAAAGAACAAAAAUAACAUUAAAAUAAUUAUAUUUAUAAAGUUCACACACACACACACACACACACACACACACACACACACACACACACACACACACACACACACACACACACACACACACACACACACACACACACAGACACACACACACACACACACACAUACACAUAUUUUGUUAAUAAAAAAAAGAAAAUCCAAUAUUUUAAGUUCUUGGUCAUACUGUACUUAUUGAAUACAUUACAAGCAUAAAGCCUUAUAGUCAUUGCUCAAAUAUUAAUUUUUAGUAUUGUUAGAUAUAUCUCCUUAAUAUCUGUUUCUUUUGUUAUUUGUUUUAAGCUCUUGAAUUUGGCAUUUGUAAGGAGUUAUCUUACCCAUGCAUAUCUAAAGAUAUUUGUUAAUAUUUCCUUUUUUUAUUUUAUUUUUUUUUGUGUGUGCAAAUAUUAAAGAAAAGGUUUCAUGAUUUCUUAUAUGGGAGAUGUUUUUCUGUGCUAUAUUCAGCGCCUGUGAGAUUCUGCAAUUCCUUACAUUCUGUGUCUCCGAUAUUAUAUUGUUGUCUUUUGUGAGUUACGUAGCUUUCACUGAUAAAAUUCAAAUCCAAUUACCCGGUAUUCAUGUAUAUGUUGUAGUACAUUGUAGAUCCAGUUAGUAUUUUGAACUCUUGAAAUUUUGGUUAAACAAAAAUGUCUAUUAAGUGAAUUAUACUGAUUUUUAAAUGUUUUUUAUAAUCUCAUUCCCAUUUGUGGGUAAAAAUGAAUGGAUGAAAAAUUACUCCACUAUCCAGUCCAUGAAGGUGCUACAUAUUUUCCAUAAAAAAGAAAAAGAAUUUCAAAAAAAAGAAUAGGUCUGUAAGAAACGGAAAACAGUUUUUGCUGAAUUAAUAAGAAAAACUGACUUGGAAAAAAAAAAAAAAGACAUCAGUGGAAAUUACCUUUGUCAUACAACAGUUUCAUUCAGUUGACUCGGAACAAAACAUAUCGCAUCUGCCUCUUAUGAGAAAAAUUACCCCUAGAAUCUUUUGAAUGUUUAUGCAAAACAGCAGUGAUACUUUUGUUGAUAAAUUGCAUAAUUGGAUGGUUGGGUGACUUGUUGUCUUUGUCCUUUUGUGAGUCACGUAACUGUCAUGUGCUUCUCUGAGUUAGCAAGGUGAAAUUCCGAAACUUUGUAUUUUUAUUUUAUUUGGCCAUUUAAGAGGGCAGUUCACUUUCUGUUCCUGGUAAAAUGAUAAAAAAAAAAAAAAAAAAAUGAUGAUAAGAUAUGCCUAUACUGUCAGUGUAAUGAAACAUCUUUUUUCAUUUUCCUUGAAUCUUUUUAAUGUGCUUAUUAUGCAUGGAGGAGUAGAGCAGCUGCAUAUCUGAAAUAAGCUAAGAUUUUUAUCUUUUAUCUGUGUGUGCAUGAUGUGUUUAAUUAAUAUGAAUUAAUACAAAUGAGUCCCUUUAACAAAACAAAAAACAAAGAAAUGUUUAUUUUUUUGGCUCUGUGCUUAUCAUUUCAUAUGCCGUAUUAUUAUAUUUCAUCAGAGAAACUCUGAUAUUUAUCCCAUAAGUUACGUAUAAUUCAUUUAUGUUACUGCCAUUAGUUGUAUUAUUCUUUUCUUAUUAACAUGAAGCUAGUUUCUGUACUUAUAUACAGCUUUUACAGUUUACAAUUCAAAUUCUUUUUUCUUGGCACAUAGAUUAUGUACUUGUUCAGCUAGUAGAGGAGAUUGUGCUGUUAUAUGUAUAAUGGUAAAUACAGUAUGCUAGGUAAGAAAAAAAUUAUAUACCCUUUUUGCAUUAUAAUUUGAUAGCAGAGAAAUUAAAAUAUUCAUAGCAUUUAUUUUGAUAUGAAUUUUUAUAUGCAAUUGGAAAGGUUAGAGAGAGAGAGAGAGAGAGAGAGAGGCAAAGUAUAUAUCAACUUGUAAAAAUACUAAUGUGGAUUAUCUUCAUGACUUUAAAAAUUAUACAUUGGUGUAGUGUCAUAUGCAAAAAAGGGUAGAAAAAAAUUGGUGUCAGUAUUUUUUUUUUCUUUUUUUAUUUUUUUUUGCAUAAGAAAAGACGUGAGAUACUGCACUUAGAGAUACGUAGUUGAUAUAUAGUAGAGACAGACAUCACUAUUACUGAAAUUACUCUCAUCAGAAAAUUACCGGUUAGUGCUGCAUCUCGUCUACGCAUUUAGUGCUGUCGUGUUAUCGCACCAUAUUUAUGAUGCUUACCAUUAAUUAAUGAAUCUAUGACUAACCCACACCCUUCACUGUAGAAUGUUCCUCUUGUUCCACAGACACACCAGUAUUAACGAGGCUGAGAUAUUUUGUGUCCAUUUUUUUUUUCUUUUUCUUUUGUGUGUAUUGCAAAUGUUGGUUGUCCCUUAGGAAUUAAGGCUUGAAGAGGGAGAUUGACAAAUUUUGAUUAUGUAAUUAUUACUGCUAUAUAUAUUUUUUCCACUUUUUUAACAUGCCCCACCAUUAGUUUUAUUGCUUUAUGAAAAAUGUCUUUGGUUGUUUACUUUGUUUUGUAUGGAUUUAUUUCCUGUGACUAUACAUUUCUUAAGUUUUCCGCAAGGAAAAUUAUUUAGUGUAUCCUUUGAUUUAUGGAGAAUGGUUGUUUUUUCACCUAUUUGUUCUAAUAAAAUGUCUUUUCAGGUUUCAUAAUUUAGGGUUUAAUGUGUUCAGUGGGACCAUUCGUCUGCCACGUCUUUCAUUUUCUUUAUUUAUCAAAAUUUGAAUUAUCAUCAGCCAGGAGGGGAUAAGGAAAUAAAACAUGAAUUCCCAAGA
Molecule: messenger RNA, 6065 nt
Organism: Penaeus chinensis
Lineage: Eukaryota; Metazoa; Arthropoda; Malacostraca; Decapoda; Penaeidae
Product: zinc transporter foi-like
Exons: 10
Coding region: 1-1695 (564 amino acids)
Biological process (GO): zinc ion import across plasma membrane; intracellular zinc ion homeostasis
Cellular component (GO): membrane
Molecular function (GO): zinc ion transmembrane transporter activity
Source: RefSeq, a predicted model, not a curated record